AUGAUAAACACUCUAAUCAAAAGAUCUGUUAUAACACCCAAAAGAUUUCAUACCAUCAAAUUACCUCAUCAAAUCAAUCAAGACCCAGUGAAACCCCGUCUAUCUCAAUUUUCUCAUGCAUUAUACAACACAUUAAUGAUUUCAUUAUCAACAUUUUUCCUAUUGAACAUUGUUUAUAAUAAUUUGCGAUACCAAGAAAUAGAACAAGAAUUGAAAUUGAAAUCAAAUACUUUGGAAAAUCAAAUUCAGACUAUAGUAGAUGAAAAGGAUAAACAAUUGAAACAAGAACAAGAGAGUAGUAGUAAACGUUGGAUACACAAAUUGAAAUUUUGGUAA
Candida dubliniensis CD36 is the source of this 336-nucleotide messenger RNA. RefSeq lists its product as uncharacterized. The record is from RefSeq and is a predicted model, not a curated record. Lineage: Eukaryota; Fungi; Ascomycota; Pichiomycetes; Serinales; Debaryomycetaceae. Bases 1 to 336 code for a protein of 111 amino acids. The transcript has a single exon.